AUGCAGAAGGGCCAGUCGAGAGAAGCACGUGACCGGUUCGCUGAAACCAUCUACGACUUUAUCCGCGGCGUCAAGACAUCUCAGGCUACAUGGGCGCAAGGGAUGUCUACUCUCGAGGAAUAUACAGCGCGCCGUUUGAGAACGGUUGGUACAAACCCGUGCAUUGCUGUCAUGCAAUGGGCCUACAACCUCACUCUUCCACCGUCGAUCUGGAACCACGAAGCUGUAGUAGCCAUAACGCGCGAAGUAGCCAUCUCCGACUUCCUCUGGAACGACAUUGUGAGCUUGCGGAAGGAGAUAGACGACGGCGAUAUCGAUUCUGCCAUCCCGGUGAUGGUAUGGAACGAGGGAUGUAGUGCGCAGGUUGCCGUCGAUCGAUGUGUGAAGAUGGUGGAGGAGAGCUGGGCGAGGCUGUUGGAGGCAGAGACCCGACUUGUGAAGGCGCAUGCUCAAGAGUCUGAGCAAACCAGGCGCGAUAUCGAGACGUUGGUUGGCGGGUGUAAGGACGUAUUGGUUGGACAUAUGGUUUACUCGUGA
Molecule: messenger RNA, 537 nt
Organism: Alternaria hordeiaustralica
Lineage: Eukaryota; Fungi; Ascomycota; Dothideomycetes; Pleosporales; Pleosporaceae
Exons: 2
Coding region: 1-537 (178 amino acids)
Source: RefSeq, a predicted model, not a curated record